Molecule: messenger RNA, 1155 nt
Organism: Penicillium chermesinum
Lineage: Eukaryota; Fungi; Ascomycota; Eurotiomycetes; Eurotiales; Aspergillaceae
Product: WD40 repeat domain-containing protein
Exons: 1
Coding region: 1-1155 (384 amino acids)
Molecular function (GO): protein binding
Source: RefSeq, a predicted model, not a curated record
AUGGUAUUUGGUGGCGAUAAUGGUGGGAUAGUUGUCCAGGACACGACAACAGGAGGGCGCAGAACCAUCCAAGAGGGCAAUGCCAGGCUCGACCGCAUAACUGUAUUGGCCAUUACUGCCGAUGGCAAAACGGUUGCAAGUGUUUGUUCAUCGGGGCCUGUGAGCCUUUGGGAUACUGUGACGGGCAAGAGAAGACAUAUCUUGGGAAGGAAGGGGGACCGCAUACAAGCAUUGGCCUUCUCACCGAAUGGCGGACAAAUUGCAUCCGGCGCUGCGGAUGGAACUAUUCAAAUCUGGAAUUCCACAAAGGGUGAAAUGAUCUCAACAUCGAAAAGUCAUACGUGUGCAAUCAGCACGUUGGAGUUCUCUCCUGGCGGGAAACAGAUCGCGUCCGGCUCCAUGGACGGGGCUGUACAGAUAGGGACUAUUGUGAGGGGCAGGUUGGAAGUACUCAAAACAGUGAAGAGCCACAAUACGCGCAUAGAAACAUUGACAUUUUCGCCUGACAAGGUCCACAUCGCGUCUGGUGCUGUCAACGGUACUAUCAUUAUCCACAAUGCCCAGACAGGUCGAUACGAGACCAGACUGGAUGGCCAUCUAGCGUCGAUUAUUUCGUUGAGUUUCUCAUCUGAUAGCAAACUUCUCGCAUCUUUGUGCAGGGGCUUGAACAUCAGAUUGUGGGACCUCGGCGGGUAUCUCCAGAGCACGAAGUAUAGUUCCUUUCCCCCAAAGCGCGUCCAACUUCGCCAUCCGAGGAAUAACCACAUCAUUUCUGCUUCUGCGUUCACAAGCAUGAUCAAGUUCGCUGAAGGGGACCAAUAUCUCAUUACCAAUCUUGGUCCCAUAUGGUACAAGGGUCAUAUGGUGAAAGGGCAAGGAGAAGGCUUCGAAAUAUAUAUCGAUGGCGGCUGGAUUUAUUUCGGGGCUAAGAGAUCAUACCCUCGAUUUGAGCAAUCGGGUCCAUCAGAAGCCUGUACAAGUCUAAGGCUCCUUCUAUUGCCAUCUGGGGUAAGGCCUGAAUGCUGUGAAGUGGGAGGCGAUCAAGUGAAGAUUGGAAUCUCGGAUGAUCAGAUGUUGACCUUGACCGUUGAUCGAAAAGCCCUGUUGGCCAUGAUGCGAGGCAAAACGCAGUCCCGGCCCGGGAUGGAGUCGUGA